AUGAGACGCGCCAUACAAGAAUCAGCUGUGAAGACGGACGUUCUGCUAGGAAGAGUAGUGAAGAUGAGUCAAAUUGGAAUCGAUCGGAUACCUUGUGCUCAGGUCCGAUGUCAGCGAAACGAGUUCAACACCUACUUGAAGAUGUACUUUUCUCGUUCCUUCGAUUACUGGGCGAUAGAUCGAGGACAAUUGGGAAACCUCGGAGAUACGGUGAUGAUUCGAAACAUUGAUGAUUUAUCGCAAAGACCUACCGCUGCUGUCACUCACAAAAUUGAUCGAGUUGUGUUUCAAUACGGUAAUGUGAUUGAUCCAGUGACCGGGAAAAGGGUAAUCAACGACGAUUUUAUGGAUGAUAUCGAGUUGAAGAAAAAACUCGUGCAUGAUGUAUUGGAGACACCAGCAGAACAGGAGUCAUUGCUUUUUGCCGAACGACGUGCACUUCAACGACAGCUAUUGGAAAAUGCACAAAAGGAUGACGAUUUCAGGGAAGCCGCUAAAGCUAUAGAAAAUAAGACCUUA
Messenger RNA from Mesorhabditis belari, 519 nucleotides. The record is from the annotation of a GenBank genome assembly. NCBI's taxonomy places the organism in Eukaryota, Metazoa, Nematoda, Chromadorea, Rhabditida, Rhabditidae.